AUGGCAAGCGACGAUAAAAUGAAUAUAGAUAGCAUAAUUGCGCGCCUUUUAGAAGUUCGGCGCAUCAGACCCGGUCGAAAUGUUCAAUUAAACGAAUCAGAAAUCCGUGGACUCUGCCUUAAAUCACGGGAAAUAUUCUUAAGCCAGCCAAUACUUCUCGAGCUUGAAGCACCUCUUAAAAUUUGUGGAGACAUUCAUGGACAAUACUAUGAUUUAUUGCGACUCUUCGAGUACGGAGCUUUCCCUCCAGAAGCCAACUACCUCUUUCUUGGUGAUUACGUUGAUCGUGGAAAGCAAUCGCUUGAGACCAUUUGUUUGCUUCUCGCUUAUAAAAUCAAAUAUCCUGAAAAUUUCUUCUUGCUUCGAGGCAAUCAUGAAUGUGCUUCUAUCAACAGAAUUUACGGAUUUUAUGAUGAAUGCAAACGCCGUUACAAUAUCAAACUUUGGAAGACCUUCACUGAUUGUUUCAACUGCCUCCCAAUCGUUGCAAUCAUUGAUGAGAAAAUCUUUUGUUGCCAUGGCGGACUCUCACCAGAUUUACUAAACAUGGAACAGAUUCGGCGCAUCAUGCGUCCAACAGACGUUCCUGAACAGGGUCUACUCUGCGAUUUGCUUUGGUCCGAUCCCGAUAAGGAUGUCUCCGGUUGGGGCGAGAAUGAUCGCGGCGUCAGUUACACAUUCGGCACGGAUAUGGUAGCCAAAUUCCUCCAGAAACACGACCUUGAUCUUAUCUGCAGGGCGCACCAGGUGGUUGAGGAUGGUUAUGAGUUCUUUGCCAAGCGACAGCUAGUUACCCUCUUCUCCGCGCCCAAUUACUGUGGUGAAUUCGAUAAUGCUGGAGCUAUGAUGUCUGUAGACGAAACGCUCCUCUGCUCUUUCCAGAUCCUUCGACCGGCAGAAAAGAAAAAGCCAUACACAACUCUGGGAGGAGGCAGUAGACCAAUGACACCUCCACGAGGAACGAAGCCCAAGGGGAAAUAA
Molecule: messenger RNA, 981 nt
Organism: Rodentolepis nana
Lineage: Eukaryota; Metazoa; Platyhelminthes; Cestoda; Cyclophyllidea; Hymenolepididae
Source: the annotation of a GenBank genome assembly